This is a messenger RNA of Sphaeroforma arctica JP610, 2847 nucleotides long. RefSeq lists its product as hypothetical. Lineage: Eukaryota; Ichthyosporea; Ichthyophonida. Bases 29 to 2401 code for a protein of 790 amino acids. The record is from RefSeq and is a predicted model, not a curated record. The transcript has 15 exons.
GCUGUACCCCUACCAUUUGUCAGACGUCAUGGUGAAAGGACUAAAGAUAGAUGCUUUUAAAUACUACAGAGAAAUGAUGCGAAAUCUGUUGGUGAAAGAAAAAAGUUAUGAUUCACUGCCCAACUUCACCGCUGCCGAUGGCGUGCGACUACUAGGCAUAGGUAGAAAUCAAUUCAUCGAGAUCAUGAACCAGAGCAGGUCAACGGGGCAGCAAUUUACAAUGAAAUCUUUCACGCAAGGCAAUCGUGAUCAGUUGAUAGAGGAGCUUCUUCCGGCCAAUCCAGUCCCUUAUAAAAUUGGACAUUGGUGGAUCGUACAUGUAGCUUCGGUUGGUGACGACGACAUCAAAGUCCUAAUGCUAUGCUCGGAGGAAGAAAAGGCUAUCGUUGAUACGCUCAUAGACUUUGGCCCGAUGGUGGCCUGCGAGAUAGACAGGAACAUCCUGGAACGAUUGGCAGUCAAAGGGUUGUUGUAUUUGCGUGUACCCAUCAAUGAUGAUGAUUGCAUAUCAGUCCCUCCUUUGGAAGGUUUCGUAAUGAACCGAGUACUGGGCGACUACUUUGAGACUCUAUUAUACAAACUAUUUGUCACAGUAGAUGAGACCACCACGGUAGCAGAACUGGCGAACAUUCUGCAAAUGCCGAUUCAACUCAUAAAGAAUGCCAUCUCAGUAUACUGUCGGUUGGGAUUCGCUAUCAAGAAAGGAACCGAUAAGAUUACGAGCACAGACAAUCGUGAGGUGCAUAACAGUUGGCUUGGAACGACAGGCGGGUCGGAAAUAUUGCCAGCUAUGCUGCAAGAGAAGGAUUGCGAUGGUGCCGGCGGAGAUGGACGAUCCGAAUAUUUUAUAGGUCAAGGGCCAAGCCAGAAGCGGGUUGGCUUCAUAUUCGACUCAUCUCUCACGGCUUUCCUCAUGAUGGGGAAUCUAUCCCAGGGUCUAAAAACCCAUGCAGUCACCAUGUUUGAGGUGGGAAAACUCAGUGACGAAUCAUUGGACUCGUUUUUAGAAGAAUUAGUCAAAGUGAAAAGCGGCGACCUGAUGCAAGGUGAUGCCCAGAGAUUCUUCGAUCAUGCGAUAGUCCUCAGGAACACGCUCAUGUUUCUGCGAAGCGGUGCGGGUGGCCUGGAUGGUUGCUUGUCGGCUGAUGGACCAUCAUUAGAUCACACGAGGGGAGCGGUUGGGGGGCUUAUUGAAGAUGUGAGCGGUGGUGAUAGUACAUCCAGUUUAGAAACGGCAACAGUAGGCGAUGUUGCAAAAUAUUCUACUGAGGCUAAGACUGGUACCGACGAAAGCAGCAGCAACGCAACAGCUGCUGAUGUCCAUCAUGAAAUGGCAAAAACUCGCGUAGAGCAGGAUAACACACCAAAGCAGCGAGUUAUGAUAGAUCUUCUACGAUUAGAAUCGCUAUAUAAUCUGGAUGCGCAUACGAGAACUCGCGUUCUGGCCAAAAACUAUCGUCUACUGAUCUCCAUGGCGCCUCUGUCAGUCGAUGUUCGAUCGUUGUCGGUCACAACGCCAACUCAUCUUGGGCCACCUAUUCAUGAAGUUAACUCUCCCUGGUUCAAACUCUGGCUUUACAAGACUCUAGGCGAAGGUCCUCCGACUGUGUUCUUGCGGCAGGGACAUCGUUUGCGACGAUUGCCGAAAAUGUUCCACAACUGCUCUCAACUGACGCAAACGACGCUUUCUCACGAGCCGACAACCGUUCGGAUGUCUACAUGCCUGAUGGCUAUCAAUGAAACCCUUCGACAUUCUCCUGUUCUAUUGCAUGACAGUCACAAGUGCGAAGGGAAGGAUGUGAUAUACGUCCCUCUACCGAUGCCGCCAGACUUGCUGCAGAAUGCAGGGCAAAUAAAGGCGUCGAACUUAUCAGACCAGUCACUGGAGACCAAUCGCCGCAUGCAGUGCGCACUGCCAUGUAUACAACGGCUGAAGAAGCACGUGGAUCUCGUCAACAACUGUGGCUAUAUAAUUCUACAACGCACAGAACGCCGAAAUAUCGGAAAGGCGCCAUCUCGUUCACACAACCGCACAGCUUCAAUCGUUAGUGAGAAUGUGGAUGCGGAUUUUUCUACAGCGGAAGUAGCAGACAGUGCCGAUGAAGUCGGUUGGCUAGUAUAUGACAUAAAGUUCGGCAUUCCCUUGUUUGAUUUACAAAUAAACAAAAGGGUAUGCGAAGAAAUGGGAAGGCACAAUUUCUUCGACGAGAAGUCGCUAGCAUCUCAGAGUAGCUCAGCAAAGCAGCUUUCGAUCGAGCUACUCGAUUUCAUCGCAAGCCAUGUUGAUAUGAACCCCGAGACUGCGAUCACAGGCACGUAUACACCAUUACCUACUAAAAGUCUGGCGUACGAAAGUGGAUUCGAGAUAACAGAAUUCAUGAGCACGUUGUCUGGAUAUUAACUCGCGAACAGCUUAUAUAUGGCGAUUAGUGUGGUUCUGUCAUCGGCCCACUGAAAGUACAUAUUUAAAUUCUAUGAUAGCUCCAUGAGAACCGCAGAUUUCUGCAGCAUUAGUUUCAGAGUUACACGAGGAAAUGUAUAGAGGCACAUAAAUAUUAACACCAUCUGAAAGUUGUUUGUGAAAACCAUAAGGGUAUCCGAGAUCAAGCUGACCGCAAACAGGACAGCUCAAUUGGUCGUCUCGCAAUGAAACCACACUCAACGAAGCCAUUUGAGCUGAGAGUGGAACAUUUGUUAUUUAUGAGCACGUAGAGAGAGUGCAUGAGGUCGUAUCAAGUGUGUUCUGAAAUUCAGCUGGUCUUCGUUUCACGAUGUGAGUACACACACGGACACGCCACAUAAAGCGGCCUGUGCCCUAUUGAACAUCGCACCAUAGCCAUAGUGAGC